GAUGCGACGUCGAGUCAGUAUCGCGUCAGUCCUCCAGUGGAAUUGGUCAGUGAUCUGUGUCAGAGCAGGGCCAGUCGUCACUCUCCUUUUCUCUCUUUCUCUCUCUCCCCCUCUCUCUCUGCUUCGGUCCGUCUUCAACGUGUUUCGUCCGGCGCACGUCGAGGUAUCGGUGGUUUCGCGCGAUUGCUCCGUUUUGGCUUGUUCGCGAUCGCGUACCGUCUCGUUGCCGCGAACUCACGCCCGGCACCUAUCUUAGCAUACCUAUAGGUUAAGCGUACGUACGUGCACGGUACACAUACAGUAAUACUACAGUGCUACAGUGGAGUUACCAGUGGGGAAAACAAAAAUUAGUUUGCAAGCGGACGUGCCUCACGGCGACCGUCGUCCACCACGUUCUGGAUCGUACAACGACAGCAGGAACGACAGGAAACCCUGCGGAUCGCCCACGAGGGGAGAGCAUCGAGAUUGUCGGGUCAAGACACAUAGGGCGAAAGGAAACGAUUGCAGAUGGAGCAUAGAGGCUUGCCGUCCGAUCAGCAGGAGUAUCAGUAGCGGUCAGCGAUCCUUGGGGCCCUGAGUGGGCCCUCUCGACGUUCCCGUCGGUGGCAGGGCCCGCGCUCGCGACGGUGGGCGGCGUUGUAGCGCCGCGAUGGCCGCGACGGACGGUCAGAUCGUGGUUGCGGCGGCACGUUGGGCCGAGGAAGCGACGUACCUGCGUGAAUUCGUGUCCAAGUAUCGUCUGCCGGCGGUGAUUAAGAUCACUAAGGGCCAGUACGGUGGUCUGGGAGUGCAGAGUACGGCCCUGUUGGUGUCAGCCGGACGUCGCCGGAAGAUCGUGGCACAAGCGGUGAAGAUCAAGGAAGGUCGCAGGGUGGUAGGCGUGGGGCCCAGGUUGGCUAUACCGGACUCGUACGCGGGCUACUUCGAGAUCCUGAGCGAGGAGGGCAGAGCGGUGCGCGGGAUCGAGUCGGUGAGCGAGCUGUGUCGAAGAUGCCCGGAGGAAGGAGCGCUGGUGCGGGAAACCGUGCGGGGUAUAGCCUGCAGAGUGGACGACGAGUCGGGCAUAGUCGUUCCCGAGGGCACGAGGCCCCUGGCUGCCGGGGAGACGAUCAUGACUGCCGGGGAAGUGAGUCUGCCCGGUCGCGGUAGAUUUCUGCGCUGCGUCGACUGCCGGGGCGAGAGCGUGCUGCUGGGCAUGGAGCAGCGUGGUCGUUUCAGCGCGCUCGCCCGCGAGGACAACAUCAGCGGCGUUCACACGGCCAGAGCGCUGCUCAGCAAGCGUCUGCCCUUGACCGUCAGACUGGUGCACGGUCAGCCACCCAGAGGGCUCAAGUCGUCGUCGCAGUUCGUGCCGGAGCUCAGGCUGUUGUCCACGUUCGAGGAGGAGCACGUGUUCGCGUUGCCGUUGCAGCGGGAGGGUGCGGCGGUGGCGUUGCCUCUGGCUGCUCCGUUGAAGCUGGUCAAAGCGAGGAACGAGGAGGCGCUCAGGUCGAUGCAGGAGUUCACGAGGCUGGUGGAGCGGGCAUCGCGUAUCGUCGCCGACGUGGCUGAUCGCGCGCACGUGCUGGACGGACGUCUGGGCGAGAGCAAGCCCUCCAGACAGACAAGAAGCGGUUCGGGCUUCCUCAGGCGGUCCUCGACCAACUCGGACAACGGCCCGUUGAGUCAUCACAGAAACAGCGCCGGCCAUCAUCAUCACCAUCAUCACUAUCAUAGCAACGGACACCAGGCGUCCUCGGGACACGCGGGAUACAGGGACGAGAACCGCGUACCUCCUUCGGCCUGCACGGAGGAGUACGACGAGAUCGAUCAGAUCUAUGACUACGUCCGCGGGUUCGCGCCGUUGCCCAAGAGCGUCAGGUUACCGUACGAGACCCCUUUGCCCGGACCCCAGGGCUCUAGCCCGCCUCUGACACCCGUCACCGUCACGGUAGCGCCUUUGCUCGACGACAGACCGGAACCGCCGCCUAUCGAGACCAUUCCGACCAAGAAGAUCCAAGCGGAGAAGAGAACGAGGCGCGCGGUCAAGGAGGCGCCACAGCCCAGGCUCGAGAAACCACCGUUGGCCAAACUGUACGUGAAGAACAGCGGCACUCAGAGAGGUCGCCCUUUGAUGAGGCAGAAGAGCGCGUCGCCGUUGAAGGAAACGCCUCCUGGGUACAAGGGAGGCUCCCCGCUUUUCAAUAUCCGAUACAAGAGCCUGACCAACCUUCAGCAGGCCAUGGAACUCGACGGCACUCUGGACUCCAGUCAUUCUGGAGGGAGGACGUCGGGGGACUCCGGUGCUGGUGCUAAGCUACCGGAGAAAAGAUCGCGGCGUCUAAGCAGACCACGCUCGCUGACGAAUUUAGUGUGGGAGCUUCGCGGCGGAAGUGGCCUUGGUUGCGCGAGACCGGAAACACCGCCACCAGCAACAGCCGCGCCACUGCCACCGACUAAAUGUGGACCACGUCUGGCUGUCACCGUGGUGGCACCCCGACGUGUCGGCACGCUCUACCUCUAACUCGUA
Molecule: messenger RNA, 2509 nt
Organism: Megachile rotundata (alfalfa leafcutting bee)
Lineage: Eukaryota; Metazoa; Arthropoda; Insecta; Hymenoptera; Megachilidae
Gene: sano
Product: CABIT domain-containing protein serrano
Source: RefSeq, a predicted model, not a curated record